Molecule: messenger RNA, 1709 nt
Organism: Morus notabilis
Lineage: Eukaryota; Viridiplantae; Streptophyta; Magnoliopsida; Rosales; Moraceae
Product: serine/threonine-protein phosphatase PP1
Exons: 4
Coding region: 285-1319 (344 amino acids)
Cellular component (GO): cytoplasm; nucleus
Molecular function (GO): protein serine/threonine phosphatase activity
Source: RefSeq, a predicted model, not a curated record
CUCCAAAAAGUCUCGAAGAAUGUUUCAGAUUCUUGUGUCCAAGCCUCAAACGACACCUUUUUGACCUAAACGACAACGAGGCCUUCCUUCCACUCCACCCCUCUCGCUCCUCCCUCUCUAGAGCCAAAGCCAAAGCAAGGCAUGCUUUUCGCUGCCCACUUUCCUUCUUCUUCUUCUUCUUCUUCGUCUUCUUCUGCGUCAUUUCUUCUCUCUCUCAGUCACAUCCAACAGAGCCGUUGACUUUUAUCGAGCCGUGGGUGUCAGUGAGACCGGGAAAAAAGAAAAUGGAGCAAUCUGUUCUCGACGACAUAAUCAAUCGGCUUCUCGAAGUCCGAGGCCGCCCCGGAAAGCAGGUUCAGCUUUCCGAGUCGGAGAUCCGCCAGCUUUGCGUCGUUUCUCGCGAGAUUUUCUUGCAACAACCCAAUUUGUUGGACCUCGAAGCACCCAUCAAGAUUUGCGGUGACAUACACGGUCAAUAUUCUGAUCUUUUGAGGCUUUUCGAGUAUGGUGGACUACCUCCUAAAGCCAAUUACUUAUUCUUGGGGGAUUAUGUGGAUCGAGGCAAACAAAGUCUAGAGACAAUUUGCCUUCUCCUUGCAUAUAAAAUAAAAUAUCCUGAGAAUUUUUUCCUUUUGAGGGGAAAUCACGAAUGUGCAUCCAUAAACCGCAUCUAUGGAUUUUAUGAUGAGUGUAAGAGAAGAUUCAACAUAAGGCUCUGGAAAACGUUUACAGAUUGUUUCAACUGCCUCCCGGUGGCAGCCCUGAUUGAUGAAAAGAUCCUCUGUAUGCAUGGGGGGCUUUCUCCUGACCUGCAAAAUUUGGAUCAGAUACGAAAUCUACAGCGGCCGACUGAUGUGCCAGAUACGGGUUUGCUCUGUGAUAUUCUCUGGUCUGACCCGAGUAAAGAUGUUCAAGGUUGGGGGAUGAACGACAGGGGAGUUUCAUAUACGUUUGGUGCUGACAAGGUCACAGAGUUUCUUCAGAAGCAUGAUUUGGACCUCAUUUGUCGUGCUCACCAGGUUGUGGAGGAUGGAUAUGAGUUCUUUGCGAACCGCCAACUUGUAACUAUUUUUUCUGCACCCAAUUACUGUGGGGAGUUCGAUAAUGCUGGUGCAAUGAUGAGUGUGGAUGAGACACUAAUGUGCUCUUUCCAAAUACUAAAGCCAUCAGAUAAAAAGGUAAAGCUGAAUUUUGGGAGCACAACCACAACUAAGCCUGGAAACCCUUCGACAGCGGCCAAUGUUUUUGGGAGCACAACUACGGCCAAACCAGGAAACACUCCAGCAGGAGUCAAGUCCUUCCUUGGUACCAAGGUAUGAGAAUCAGGUUUAUGGCAGCUUAGAGGAUGUACUGUCAGCCCAUUUAGCUCGCGGACACGUCCGGUUUAUAACUAAAGUUUGAUUCCCAUUAAGCAUUAAUUUCACUUUUAAUAUGUUAAAUUGUAAAAUUCGAGAGGAAACUGUCUUUAGAAGCUAAUGCAAAGCAUGUUUCCCUGAUAUAAAAUUGGGUUGGAGGUAGAAAAGAAGGGCUCUGUAAUCAGUUUCUCUUCCUUCUUUGUACACUACUAGCUGCUAUAAUUUGUUGCUAUGCGCUAUUAAAUUAAAUAUCACCUUGCUUUGGAACGAUAAAGGAAGUGUCAAAAACACUAGUUGUGUAUUAUUUUCCUCAGUUAGAAAAAGGUCUCAGCAAAACUUCAAUUGGAAAAUAAC